CACCACCAUUGUACAUCUCCAAUUUGAUUCAUAUGAUAAAAAUGGAGAGAGUAAUUCAUAAAGAUGAAAGCGUCCUUGACAUUGGUUCAUAUAUAGCAUUGACAAUUCCACUUUUUUCUAGUGCCUAAUUGCUCUUCACAUGCUCACAUUUAAGAGUCCACAAUCCAUUUAACUCCCUCAUUCUCUACCCAUAUUUAUAAGCCAAUCCAUUGACAAUCUCACACACAACACACUCAGACUCACUCACUCACUCACUCUCUCUUCCCAUCCUGAAAACGCCAUGAGAAAAAGACGAAAAAGAACCCACAAGACCCACACCCAUUUCUGCUAAACAAAAUAGAACAGAUAGGAAUUGGAGAAAGAGUAGCAGCUGUACUAGAUAAAGAAAAACCAAGUUCAUUACAAGGACAGACAAAAGCCCCCACCAUCACUCUCUUACUGCAGCAGAACAACAACAACAACAAGUUCAGAGGAAAAAGCUGAGAAAGCAAACAUGUGCUACGUGGGGAAAGCUACAAAGAUCUUCAUCUUCAUUGUCACCGUGCUCGUUGUUUUCGGUCUCCUCUUGGGAUUUGGGAUCCUGCAUCGCCGCCACCAUAACAACAACACCGCCAAAUGCUCCGACGGCUCUUGCAGCUCUUCUUCUCCGGCAACCUUGAUCCCAACCCCAGAUUUCAACCCACCGAGCUCCCCUUUUCUCCCUGACAACCCAACCCCUCCGCCGCCGCCAGCUCCUCCCACCGCCGCCACCACCCCACCGGUGGAAAAUCCAAACCCUCCCCCUCCUCCUCCGACUCCGGCUCAGUCCGACCCAUCUCCGCCGCCGCCUUCACCGCCGUCACCAUCUCUGCUGCCGUCUCCUCCGCCUCCACCGCCGGACACUGCCGCUCCGAAUCCUCCGAGCGUGGCGGCACCGCCUACGAGAACACCGACACCAGGUUCGAAUCUAGUGACUCCAGGUCCUGUACAUGCUAUUGCUUAAUUAGCUAGGUGAGCUGCAUUUUGCAGCGGUUGAUCGGUGACGGUAAUUGAAGACUCUAUAAUUUUCUUGAUGCCAUUUUUGUUGAUUUGGGGAGGAAAAAAAAGAGUAAAAAUUGAAAAGUGGAUCUGAGUGUUUCUAUUUUUUUCACAUUUUUUUUACUGAGUGUGAUGGGGAAAAGCAUCUUUGUAAGCUGGUCUAGUAAAUUUACAGAGCAGUCCUUGGUAUCUAUAUUGAUUUUCAAUCAUCCCCUUUUUCUUC
Molecule: messenger RNA, 1240 nt
Organism: Lotus japonicus
Lineage: Eukaryota; Viridiplantae; Streptophyta; Magnoliopsida; Fabales; Fabaceae
Exons: 1
Coding region: 494-982 (162 amino acids)
Source: RefSeq, a predicted model, not a curated record